ACAACAACCGACAGUUCACUUAACUUUAAUCGCCAUCCGAUCCCAGCCAAUUAGCAUGUCGAAAAAGCGGAAAAUCCUGUCGUCCAUUUCCGUCUUCUCUUUCGUCUUCCUCGUCUUAUUACCUGACGAUUGCACCUCCAGUUUAGCGACUAAAUUGGAUUUGAUCCACCGGGAACUGGCGUCCGUCAAUCCGGCGUGGACUCGAGUUUUGAAUUACAUUUUGGAUUCGAAUAAAUUCAACACCAACAAAGAUCUAGGCCAGCAGACGACGACUAGUCAAGACAAUCAAGAAUGCUGCCUGACGGAUCAUUCCGGCUGGUGGUGUCGUCGACGCCGCCAGCGUCAUCACCAUGAGGGUCAUUUGAAUCCCAAUCAUGUUGACAACAACAACAGCAAUCUUCCGUCCGAUCAAUUAGGCCAUCGAUCGACCAGGCCCGCCGAUCUCUACGAGGCCACUGACUGGCAUUGCCCGCCACCACCGGUGGCCACCACCAACAGGUUGAUGGCGGAAGUGGUUUAUUCCGGCGAGGUCGACUCAUCGUCAUCCCGACAUCACGUGGAAUUGCCGGCCAUCUUCUCCGUCCUGAUCAAUUUCGGCAACAGCGAAUACUAUCAAUUCCUCAUCAGCAUGCUCGACUACCUGGAGGAGGAUCACGGAUGUUCUUCCGGCUACGUUUGGGAUCCGUUCGCAUCCGCCUGCCGCCGGAUCUACUGCUCUCCGGGCCACGUCCACGGUUUCCAGGAGGAUUUCUGCGAUUACAUCGACGCCAACGAAACGGAGACCGAUUGGCGGAUGACGUACGUCAUGGAGCUGGAAGUGAUCCAGCUGACGCUCUACGUCGACGCCAUUUACGACAGCCGCAACAUCUCCGACGACGAUUUAUUGGCCAUCAUUCAAGACUCUUUCGCUCCCGUUUUUGCGGCUUUCGUCGGGAUCGAUCCUGGGCGCAUCACCAACCUGGACGUGGCUUUCGUCAACCGAACGGCCAAGGAGAAUAAGCCGGCGGCACCGAUGAUGGACCAGCAGCGAUCGCUGACGAUCGAUUUCUGGCUGAGUCAGGCGGAAGAUGGAUCGGGCGAGCCAACGAUCGACAGCGUUGUCGCUCUGAUGGGCAGUUUGAUCGUCCAGGAUCGUUUGAUCGCCGUCAUUGACGGAGUCGUUUGCCAACUGGUGGGUCUCCACGAACAGCCCGUCCCAUCGGAAACGGACACUUUCGCUAACUGGUGCAGAGGUGGGAUAACGGCCAUUUACCACAAUGACGAAUUCGUGAUCGACGUCACCAACAACACGGAAACGAAUCAAAGCGAAUUGAUAGUCUACAUCAAAGCGACGGAUCAGUGGUACAAAUCGGGUGAGUACAUGGCGGAUUUGUUCUUUUACGGCUCGUCCAAUUCGUCGGGUCUGACCAGUUUGUCCGGCUCGGUGGCCGUCUGUGAGAACCGGAGUGUCAUCGAGGACACGUCGUGCAACGUCAUCCAUUUGAACCAGACGGAAUUCAUCUUCUUCGACAACAACACGGUCCUCUACAACGGAUCCAUCCCAUUCAUCGGUCCCACUCUGCAGCCGGGCGAGUACGAAAGUCUUCCGGACGGAGGGCUGGCCGUCUGCCUCUACAUCUCGCAAAAAUGGCCGACGGCGUUGAUCGUCGAAUCCUACCUGACGCUCUGCUUAAUGUCCAUCUCGAUCCUGGCCAUGAUGGCCACCAUCGUCACGUACUUGAUCUUCCCGGAAUUGCGGAAUUUGGCCGGAUUGGCCGUCAUGAAUUUGUGUCUGAUGACAUCCGGAUUCCAGCUGUGCAUCAUGAUCGGAAUGUCGCUGUCGGUCCACCAGAAAUCCGAGCUGUGCGUGGCCACCGCCAUCCUUUUCCACUACGAAGGAUUGGCAUCCAUUUUCUGGACCAACGUCAUGGCCAUCGACCUCUUCCUGACGCUGGGCCGAUGGUCGGCGGCCCCCCGGAAGCCAUCGAAAAUCCUUCCGCGCUACAGCCUCUACGCCUACGGCCUGCCGCUGGCCAUCGUGUCGGUGGCGGUGGCCAUCAACUUCUGCGACUGCACCGGUGAGUUCGAAGUUGAGUACGGCAAGCUCUUCUGCUGGAUCAGCAACCCGAAGGCCAACAUGGUCUUUUUCGGCCUGCCGCUGGCCUUGGCUCUUGUGGCCAACAUUGUUCUCUUCGUCCGGACGGUGGCCAUCAUCUACAGUUCAUCGACCUGUCAGGGCCAGUGUUCCAGGCGUCGGCGGGCCCUGUGCCAGCUGAAACUCUACGCCCGCAUGUCGACCGUCAUGGGAUUCGCCUGGAUCUUCGCCUUCAUCGCCGCCUGUUUCGACAUGUCUUCGACGGCCGGCAUGAUCUUCACCUUCAUUUACAUCAUCCUCAACUCGAUGAGCGGCCUCUUUAUCUUCGUGGCCUUCACGUGCAACCGACGCGUCUACCUCCUCUACCGCGGCUGGUGGGCCAAGAGGCGCAAUCAAUUGCUGCGCCGAUCCAGCACGACGACGGCCGACAGCCUCAGCAGCACCAGGAAAACCAAGACGGCCCACGCCAGCGUCUCUCACCAGUCCCGUCAAGCCAAGACCAUUUCGGUAGAGACCCUCGUUUCCAAUUCGGACGCCGGAGAUGUUAGUCCAAACCGUGAAACGUCUCUCCACAUGUAAAAAUAUAACUAAAUUUUUUCACUUAUUUCCAAGUUGAUUAUUACAUAACAUCCCCCAUAGCUUUCAACAGGAAAUAUGAUGAUCGUUCAGUUCUUAUUAGAAUUUUUUAGAAAAGGAAAUUCCUUGAAUAAAGAAAGAUAUUUUCAAUUUUGUAACACUCGGAUAUUUGGACGUUCGUUGUUAUUCUGGGCAUUUUUAUUAUGUAUAGUUAACAAACGAUGGAGAAUGAAUGCAGAAAAAUCGAGCGAUGAAACACACACACACGUAUAGGCCUAUAUAGUUGAAUACAAGAGGGUAAAUAGUAAGAAAGGAAAAAAAAAACAAGACCAUAAAAGGUUGACAAAAUGAUUUAAGAGGCAUAUUUAUAAUAAUCGUAUAUCGGGGAAAAAAAAGGG
Molecule: messenger RNA, 3048 nt
Organism: Daphnia pulicaria
Lineage: Eukaryota; Metazoa; Arthropoda; Branchiopoda; Diplostraca; Daphniidae
Exons: 4
Coding region: 56-2653 (865 amino acids)
Biological process (GO): G protein-coupled receptor signaling pathway; cell surface receptor signaling pathway
Cellular component (GO): membrane
Molecular function (GO): G protein-coupled receptor activity
Source: RefSeq, a predicted model, not a curated record